Bactrocera latifrons is the source of this 816-nucleotide messenger RNA. RefSeq names its product putative odorant-binding protein A5. Bases 5 to 619 code for a protein of 204 amino acids. The record is from RefSeq and is a predicted model, not a curated record. The transcript is spliced from 2 exons. Lineage: Eukaryota; Metazoa; Arthropoda; Insecta; Diptera; Tephritidae.
GAAAAUGUGGCAACGCAUUUUGUGUUUCUUUCUGGCGGCACGUUGUGCAGUUGCGGUGGACAAUGAGGUGGAGAAGCUUUUCCGCGAUAUGGAGAUAGUGUCCGAUAUACUGGAUGCACCGCCCAAGGAGUUGUUGAAGAUUGAAUAUAAUGGGAGCUUAGAAGUUGGCAACGGCGAGGAGUUCACACCCACUCAAACCAAAGACGAACCCAAACUUUAUUGGACAUCCGAGCCAGAUGCUUACUAUACAGUUAUCAUGGUCAAUCCGGAUAUACCAACGCGUCAGAAUCCGUUGCUGCGCGAAUGGCUACACUGGUUGGUUGUCAAUGUACCGGGAGUCGAUAUCGCCAAGGGUGAUAUCAUAGAUCCCUAUAUUGGACCGAUGGCACCCAAAAUGAGUGGCAUACUACGUUACGUGUUCCUUAUUUACAAGCAACCCGGUAAACAAGUGUUCGAUGAAGAAAAGAUUACCAACACCGAUGUAACCGGUCACGAGAAGUUCUCUUCCAUGGGCUUUGCUGGGAAGUAUAAUAUGGAACUGGUGGCUGGCAAUUUGUUUCAAGCGCGCUGGGACGAACUUGUGCCCAGUUUGCAUAAACAAUUUGGUAUAAGUUUGUAAAAGUGAAAGGAUAUGAAAAGGAUUUGAUGAGGUAGUUAAGUCUGUAUUAUGCAUUAGGAUGGUGGAAGUAGAAACAGUAUUUUAUGUAAUUAAGGAGAAGUUGAAAAAAUGUACAUUUUAGUUAGGCUUUUGUCAAUUUUUGAAGCUGGUGCUUGGUUUGUUUUGGAAUUAGCUGGUAUAUGAGGGAAAGCAUAAGU